GUCUUAUUCAAGAAAGUAUGUUACUGAAGCAAAAGAUUCACAGUUCAAACUCAUCAUAGUCAAGCCUAUCCAUCCCACCUUCGCAGCAGCAACCAGCGGUGUUGACUCUUCAAAGCCACUGUCCAAUGAGUGACCGAGUAAUCCAUAAUAGCCCAUCACACUGUAGAUAAUUCCCCAAUUCUCAUCUAUUUGCCCUAAUGUACGACGUAGUUGUCUUCGGAGCCACUUCUCUCACCGACAAAAGCUAUAUCGCAUCUACCUAACGCUUCGGUGAACCCGACUACAUCGCUCCAUACAUUGCCCCCUGCAGCAAGCAUCGAUUGAAGUAAGACCUCGAGGACAAGCGAAUAAGGUACACCUCCAUGAACUCACUUCUCCAGCAAAUUUUACACACGCUCUUUAUACAGGGAAAUGAGCUCUUCCAUGUAGAUUCCAGUUUCAACCCUCGCCGCGCCGGAUACCGCAUGCUUCUAGCCAACAAACUCCCUUCGGUGGGCUACGGCGGACAGCAUAGGCGAGCUGGCUGGGGCUUUGAAGCAGGCGCUGUGAGAACAGAACUACAUAGCGGCGCACUCGAUGCAUCAUUCACGCAAGCUCACCACACCGGUGUACUUCGCUGACCUGUAGCCGACAGACUAUCAGCUGAUGGGAGCGGUAUCUGCUGUUACAGGUGCACG
This is a messenger RNA of Talaromyces proteolyticus, 677 nucleotides long. RefSeq lists its product as uncharacterized. The transcript has 2 exons. Bases 363 to 620 code for a protein of 85 amino acids. Lineage: Eukaryota; Fungi; Ascomycota; Eurotiomycetes; Eurotiales; Trichocomaceae. The record is from RefSeq and is a predicted model, not a curated record.